Magnusiomyces paraingens is the source of this 288-nucleotide messenger RNA. RefSeq lists its product as uncharacterized. Bases 1 to 288 code for a protein of 95 amino acids. Lineage: Eukaryota; Fungi; Ascomycota; Dipodascomycetes; Dipodascales; Dipodascaceae. The record is from RefSeq and is a predicted model, not a curated record. The transcript has 2 exons.
AUGACCCGAAGCACAGAACACCAGCGCCCCGAACUCGUCUCUUUCGAUGACAUUGACUACAGCGACAACCAGGCCCUGAAGCAGGCUCAGGAAAGUUUUGUCCGGGAACAGUGGAUUCGUGUCGAGGCCCUCAAGACCGUCCGCCGUGCCCUUGAGAAGUGCUUCCAGACCCAGGGCGUCAACCAGUACGAGAACUGCAAGGACAUUGCUGAAAAAUACCUCGACAUGCUUCCUACCCACAGAGUUAAAGGAUACCUGGCUUACCAGCGAAACGACCCACGGAAAUAG